UCUGCUGUGAGAGUUUAUAUACUGUGAGGUGGUCAGGCGGCAGUGGCAGUAUCUAACUGGUGCACCGGACGCUGACGACAACAGUAGUAGAGCCUGACUGAGUCUUGUUAAGGAGAGUGUAACAUCAUUAUCAUCCUUCAGCUUCGAGAUUAAGCAACGAUGCGUGUUGUGGUCGUGUUAGGUCUGGCGAUGGUGGGUCUAUGGACAGGCAGCGAGGGCCAAGCUGUCAUUCAGAUACCACCCUUUGUUCCCCCCUUCCCCUUUCCCUUACCAAACUUCCAGAUACCACCCUUUGUUCCCCCCUUCCCUCUUCCCUUACCAAAUUUGCCCCUGCCGGUGUUUGUGGCAGGGUUUCCAGCGUUUGUGGCAGGGAUCGCCCUCAUCAUGCUCAAGGGUGCUCUGGCUGUCGCGGCUACCGUAAAGAAGGAACAUGAAGAGGAGGAACCAGUAUAUUACAACGCCUAUCCCGUCCACCACCGCCGCAAGCGGGCCAUUGACCAGGGGAUAGGGGAGAUAGAGGAGGCGGAGAAGCUGUUGCUGUCAGCCGCCACUCACCUGGACACUGACGGCUGUGUACUGAAGCUCCUGUGUCACCUGAACAACAAACAGGUAGAUGCUCGUACGCUGGAGGAAACUGUCCUCCUCCAAAUGUUCUCCGACAACCUGGAGACCAUGUCCUCCUACAACACCACCAUCCAGGAGGACAGUGAAGUCGACCAGGGCGUGUGUGACAAGAUGUUCCCCAACUGUCCCCUGAGGGAGGAGGAGCUGGGUAGUCUCUUGCGGCAGACGUGGGGCUGUGGGAGCCUCAACCAUUAACGUGUAUGACAGACGCGGGGUGUGGGACUCCUGGUGUUGGUUCAGGGGAAUAUUUCUAGCCCAGCAGCUACUGUUGUCCCAAGUUCAGUUUACUUGGGUGGCAGACUGAUUAAACAGUCUUACUGCCGGCUGCCCAUAGGAAGUAACAGCCUCUACGGCCUGGCUCAUCACCAGGUCUCGUCAGCCUCCCGCGAGUCAACUUCUGUUGUUUUUCCAGCGAUAUUAAUUUAUUUGCUGGUAACGAGUUAAAAAGUCUAGUCUUCUGUUGUUAACUUUUGUGUUGUAUACAGUAAGUGUACUCUGACACCACCACCUACCACACCUUUCAAAUCACUGUGUUGUUGUGUAAGAUAAUUCUGAUGCCAUUUUUUACAUUUUUGGGGCAGUAAUUUCUUCAUGACAUCUUACAUUAUGAUGACAAAUUCGCCGUUAUAAAUCUCUGGUGAUCUGUAUCCAAACCUUCAAUAUGUGUAAAUUAUAAUAUAAACAUUGUAUUUAUGUUUACAGCUUGUGUGAGAAAGAUAUAGAGAGUUUUUGUGGUUAUAAUUAAUAGAUAACGUGAGUUGGAAGGGUUCAGGAGUCUAUUUUCAAAGGAUCAUUACAGAGGAGUUCAAUGUUGACGUGAUAAUUAUACAAAGAUCAUGAAGGUAAACAAACAAUGUACAGUACCUACACGUUGCCUUCCUAACACACCUAAAUUUAUACACAUAUUUAAGUAAUCAAAGGACAAGACAAAUUAUAAACAUCUUUUGACAUACACGAAGAUUUUCUAAUACAAAAGAAACAUCUCAUUGAAUCCUCUUGUACUUAUGAUCCCUUAAUGAUGUAAACAUUGGCUUGGCGUCUCUUUGUAACUUCUAUACGGGAUUACUAUUAACGUUAAGGUUGUUUUUGUUUUAUUUGUUAAUUGUUCUUGUUGUUAUAUAAGUGUAAAUAAGUUUGUUGUUGUUUGGGCCACUAUUCUUGUUAUCGUUUCCCCCCUCUCUCUCUCUCUUUCUUUCCCAUCCUUUUAUUCUCUAGUC
Homarus americanus (American lobster) is the source of this 1841-nucleotide messenger RNA. RefSeq lists its product as uncharacterized. The coding region runs from base 160 to 819 and encodes 219 amino acids. The transcript is spliced from 4 exons. The record is from RefSeq and is a predicted model, not a curated record. NCBI's taxonomy places the organism in Eukaryota, Metazoa, Arthropoda, Malacostraca, Decapoda, Nephropidae.